Messenger RNA from Pyricularia oryzae 70-15, 564 nucleotides. RefSeq lists its product as uncharacterized. The record is from RefSeq and is a predicted model, not a curated record. NCBI's taxonomy places the organism in Eukaryota, Fungi, Ascomycota, Sordariomycetes, Magnaporthales, Pyriculariaceae. The transcript has 2 exons. Bases 1 to 564 code for a protein of 187 amino acids.
AUGCUUCCUUCUUUUUUCAUUCUUAGUUCUCUUUUUGUGUUGCCGGGUUUAGGUGCCAGCGUCUCCAACACCAAGACCAACAGCAACGCCGCCACCCAGAAUGCCAACGGACUUAGAACCCAUACGUUUUAUGGCUCCUCCGUACGUCUACCGUUCGGUACUGCUGCUGAUCCAGAAUUAAUCAAGGAGUACGGGGGUUUUACUAUCGAACUUGCCGAAAGACUAAAAAGUGAAGGUCGGGAUCGAGUCGGAUUGGGCGCCCAUUCUUCCAACGUCCUUAUUGGCAACAGAAAAUAUUUUCCAAGGGAGAAUGUGUAUGUUUACGAAUUCGACAGCGGAAAUGACCGGCUUUUCCGUGCCUAUGAUGCUCACCUUACCAACAUUCGCACCGACUAUGGGAGGAUCACACAGCCGUCUGAGCAGGUGAAUCCUUUAAAUCUGAAUCAUAACGCAGUGGAGAUGGCAAAAACGUUCCAAAUACCCAUUGAAGAAAUUUUAGGAGCAUGGUAUAUUGGGCCGGAACGUGGAGGUCUUUGGGCUGUCAGGUUCCAGAAAACAUCGUAA